Molecule: messenger RNA, 3918 nt
Organism: Salvelinus fontinalis (brook trout)
Lineage: Eukaryota; Metazoa; Chordata; Actinopteri; Salmoniformes; Salmonidae
Gene: dysf
Product: dysferlin, limb girdle muscular dystrophy 2B (autosomal recessive)
Exons: 24
Coding region: 1528-3918 (796 amino acids)
Biological process (GO): vesicle fusion; plasma membrane repair; T-tubule organization
Cellular component (GO): membrane; cytoplasmic vesicle; T-tubule
Molecular function (GO): calcium ion binding; calcium-dependent phospholipid binding
Source: RefSeq, a predicted model, not a curated record
CUCUGAUUGAGACUGUAGGGGGCACUCUCUGAUUGAGUGUUUCAGAGACUCUUUGUGUUGGUACUCUGCGUUUGUGUCACACUGCUGUUUUCUUACCUGAUCUGUGAAGUGGAAUAGGAAGAUAAAGUUGGGAAUGUCCCUUUAUGAACACACGAGGGAAUAGGAAGAUAAAGUUGGGAAUGUCCCUUUAUGAACACACGGGGGAAUAGGAAGAUAAAGUUGGGAAUGUCCCUUUAUGAACACACGGGGGAAUAGGAAGAUAAAGUUGGGAAUGUCCCUUUAUGAACACACGAGGGAAUAGGAAGAUAAAGUUGGGAAUGUCCCUUUAUGAACACACGGGGGAAUAGGAAGAUAAAGUUGGGAAUGUCCCUUUAUGAACACACGGGGGAAUAGGAAGAUAAAGUUGGGAAUGUCCCUUUAUGAACACACGGGGGAAUAGGAAGAUAAAGUUGGGAAUGUCCCUUUAUGAACACACGAGGGAAUAGGAAGAUAAAGUUGGGAAUGUCCCUUUAUGAACACACAGGGGUAUAGGAAAAUAAAGUUGGGAAUGUCCCUUUAUGAACACACAGGGGUAUAGGAAGAUAAAGUUGGGAAUGUCCCUUUAUGAACACACAGGGGAAUAGGAAGAUAAAGUUGGGAAUGUUCCUUUAUUAACACACAGGGGUAUAGGAAGAUAAAGUUGGGAAUGUCCCUUUAUUAACACACGGGGGAAUAGGAAGAUACAGUUGGGAAUGUCCCUUUAUGAACACACAGGGGGAACUAUGGUCAGUAUUGUUAUUGUCAUUGUGUGCGCUUUUGGUAUAAAGUUUUACAUGUCUAUGCUAACUAUAUAUCUCUUCGUUUUUUAGGGUAGUAUCUGGCUGAUCCUAGAUCUGUGUUCGAUCAUCCCUUAAACAUGCUGAACUAAACAUCCCCUCUAGUCAAUGUCCAAAUCCAGCUGUUAGAGAGAGAGAAAUAAAGGAAGAGAGAGAGAGAGAGAUAAAGGAAGAGAGAGAGAGAGAGAUUUAAAGGAAGAGAGAGAGAGAGAUAAAGGAAGAGAGAGAGAGAGAGAGAUUUAAAGGAAGAGAGGGAGGAAGAGAGAGCAGGAAAUGUUGAGAUUUCCUUUGUAAUCACACGGUGUGAUGCUGGAGCUGGGAGGGUAGCCAUUCCUACGAGUGUGUGUGUGUUCCCUGCUCGCUAGCGGUCUGUGUGUGUGUUCCCUGCUCGCUGGAGGUCUGUGCGUGACAGUGAGAAGGAGAUAUCUUGAGACACCGGGUAGGAAAGGCAGUGGAAGACUCUUUAGCUUUAAACUGAAGCUCAACAUUUGGACUUGGUGCCUAAGUACCACACGCACACCUUCAUAUACACAUUACGGAGAAGGUGUGUGUGUGUGUGAGAGAGAUGUCAAGACAUUCUCCUCACCUGUGAGAGCAGUAACAGCUUCGUUACCCCGAGGGGGGGGGGGGGGUUGCGAUUGUCACUGGGGAUAUUUGCUUGGGUCAUCACCGUCGCCGGGUGCGUUGCCAGGUGUGUUGCCACGGCGGCACCAUGUUGAGGUGUGUUAUCCAACGGGCCAGCAACCUGCGGGAGAAGGAUGGUCGCCUUAGUGAUCCUCUGUGUGGAGUCAUCUUCAGAGGAUCAAAAAAGAAGACAAAAGUAAUCAAGAAUAACAUAAACCCUGUUUGGAAUGAGGGUUUUGAGUGGGACCUGAAGGGAAUACCUCUGGAUUCAGGAGCUGAGCUUCAUUUGGUGGUCAAGGAUCAUGAGAAGAUGGGGAGGAACAGGUUCCUGGGGGAGAGUAGAGUGGCUCUCAGGGAUAUCCUCAACUCCCCUAACCUGGCUGCUAGCUUCACUGUGUCCCUACUGGAUACCAAGAGGAACAAUACUGGAGCCACACUGAGCCUGCAGGUUUCCUACAUCCCUCCCCCAGGAAUGACUCCUUUCUUCCAGCCUCCUCCUCAGCCAGAGGCCAGGGAGAAACCCGUGGAGCUGGACACUGUCACAGUCUUCUCGUUGGACACCAUGGGUGAGGAGGACACAGAGAGCAUGUUGAUGAUGGAGCAGACAGAUGACCCAGACACCGGGAGUCACCAGGGGCCCCAUCAGGGGGGCCAGGGCGGCCAAGAGACCCCCACAGCCCAGACCCCUAAACGGGCCCCCCCUAACUACACCCCUGGAGUGAAGAGGAAGAAGAGGCAGCAGGGUAACAAGGCACCGCUCCCAAACAAACCACAGGACCUGCAGGUGCGCGUUCGAGUCAUCGAAGGCCGACAGUUGCCGGGCAUCAACAUCAAACCGGUCGUCAAGGUUACCGUUGGUGGGCAGUCCAAGAGGACUCGCAUCAGGAAAGGAAACAACCCAGUGUUUGAUGAGACUUUCUUUCUGAACUUCUUCGAGACUCCGUCAGACCUCUUCGAUGAGCCCAUCUUCAUUACUGUUUUUAACUCUAUGUCGUUGCGAACUGACUCGGUGAUCGGAGAAUUCAAGCUCGAUGUUGGCACGGUCUACAACGAGAGCAGACACGCCUUCUUGAGGAAGUGGCUCCUCCUCUCUGACCCUGACGACCUCUCGGCCGGGGCCAAAGGUUACCUGAAGGUCAGCCUCUUCGUAUUGGCUGCAGGCGACGAAGCUCCAGUGGAUAAGAAGGAGGGAGUGGUGGAUAAGGAGGAUAUAGAGGGGAACCUGUUGCGUCCUGCUGGACUCACACUCAGAGGAGCUAUCUUCACACUCAAAAUAUUCAGAGCUGAGGACCUGCCUCAGAUGGACGAUGCCUUUAUGGAUGGGAUGAGACAGGUCCUGGGAUUCGACAGCAACAGGAAGAACUUGGUCGACCCCUUAGUUGAAGUCAACUUCGCUGGGAAAACGAUGUGCAGUAAGAUCAUGGAGAAGAAUGCCAACCCUCAGUGGAAUCAAAGCCUGGCCAUGCCCAUACGGUUCCCCUCCAUGUGUGAGAAGAUGAGGGUUCGUGUCCUGGACUGGGACCGAGCCAGCCACAAUGAUGUCAUUGGGACCGCCCAUCUCUGCAUGUCUAAGAUCUCUGCCCCGGGAGGAGCGAUAGAGGAUGAAUUGAUCCCAAGGAACCUCCAAAGUUUCAUGGAUGACAGUCUGGGUUUCCUGCCGACCUUUGGCCCCUGCUACGUCAACCUGUACGGAAGCCUCAGGGAGUUCACCGCCUUCAACGACCCCCACGAGGCUCUCAACUUGGGCAAGGGUGAGGGAGUAGCGUAUCGUGGUCGUGUUCUGAUGGAGCUCAGUACCAAGCUGGUGGACACGGUGCAGGCGAGUGUAGAAGACAUACCCAACGAUGACCUAUUGGUGGUACAGAAAUUCAUGCGUAAGAGAAAGUAUUCUCUCUUCGCGUCGUUCUACUCCGCCACGCUCCUCCAGGACGUUGACGACGCGAUACAGUUUGAGGUCAGCAUCGGUAACUACGGCAACAAGUUUGACUAUACCUGUCUUCCUCUGGCCUCAACCACGCAGUUCAGCAGAGCUGUGUUCGACGGUUGCCACUACUACUACCUGCCGUGGGGGAACGUGAAACCAGUGGUCGUCCUGUCUUCAGAGUGGGAGGAUGUCAGACCACGAAUAGAAGCACUCAACAUGAUACUGGCUAUGGUCGACCGACUGGAAUCUAACCUAAAGGAAGUCCAGUUGGAGCUGAAGUCAGGAAGUGACCUGGAGGAGGUUGAGCUAAAAGUGGUCAACCUAUUGGAUCAGGUCAUCGCUGAUUGCAGGGUGGAGCUCCCAUCGUUAGACGACUGGUCUUGUGGAACUCAGUUAGACCGUGCUCUCAGACACCUGAGACGGAAUAACCUACAGCAGAUAGAGGAGGCUGCCACAGCUCUGAAACAUGGACCAGCUACUGACCUGUCUACAGUACUGGACCAAGCUGAGGACUGGGCACUCAGACUACACACCAUGGCUGAGGAGGGUGGAUAG